GUCAAUGUAUAAAAUCAAAUGUAGCCCUGUUGUGUAACCCUGAAGACCGAUUAAAAUUUAAUAUUUGGGCGUUUUAUUCUAUUAACAAUGUCUUCAUUGUUGACAUAUAAAUAUUACGAUACCCCUGAGGGACAAGACAUUUUAAAGAAAACAAUAGUAACAUCUAAAAAUGCCUGUCUAGCAAGUAUUCCUAUUGCUACGUUUGACGUGCUCUUAUAUUCUCAUCCUCAGGGUUUCUUCAACACUGCUUUCCGUUAUGGAACCUACUUCGGUACAGCUAUAGGAAUGGCAUCAGCAUUUACCCUCACUGCCAAUAUUGCCCAGAACGUUCGAGGCAAGAAUGACGGACUGAACUACUUCAUGGGUGGCGCAGCCUCUGGCGUGGUUUUCUCAGCAUUACGCAAACUACCUCUGCUAUCUUUGCCAAUGAGCAUAUUUCUGGGAUGUGUAGCUGUAGUAAAGAAGGAGGCCAUCGAUGAAGGCUACACUUUCUUCCCUGAUGUAAAAAUGGGCACUAAAAAUGCUUGGUCAGCCAGAAACGAUUGGACUAUUGCCAAGGAUAUUGAAGAAUUGAAGACCUGGACAACUGGUACCAACUAGAUUUUGAGAGGAAGAAAAUUUAAAUGGAAGUAGUGUAAAUAAAAAUCAAUAUUAUUUAAGAGUAAUAAAUCGUAAUUGCUAGA
Molecule: messenger RNA, 683 nt
Organism: Zerene cesonia (dogface butterfly)
Lineage: Eukaryota; Metazoa; Arthropoda; Insecta; Lepidoptera; Pieridae
Gene: ND-B14.7
Product: NADH dehydrogenase [ubiquinone] 1 alpha subcomplex subunit 11
Exons: 3
Coding region: 88-600 (170 amino acids)
Biological process (GO): mitochondrial respiratory chain complex I assembly
Source: RefSeq, a predicted model, not a curated record